AUGGCCCUCUAUUCGGAAUCGAAGCGCUCUCUGCGCGUUUUCCUUCUCUUCCUGUCCUUCUACGUGCUGCUUCGAUCGGGCAAUUCCCUUUCCUUCAACAUAUCUCGGUUCGACUCACACGCCACAGACAUGGUCUAUGAAGGCGACGCGAGGCCGAACGUUGGUACCAUUGACUUCAAUAGCCUCACUUACUAUAGCCAUGUCGGCCGGGCAUUUUACGCAGAGAAGCUGUGGCUCUGGGACUCCGCCUCUAGGAGGCUCACCGACUUCUCCACUCACUUCUCCUUCGCCAUUGACACACGGAACCGGUCGGAGUAUGGGGCGGGCUUGGCCUUCUUCCUCGCCCCAGUCGGGUUCCAAAUCCCGGUCAAUUCGAUUGGCGGCUUCUUGGGGCUGUUCAACACCACGAACAGCGACUCGUCCUCAAACCAAAUCGUCACAGUCGAGUUCGACUCCUUCGCCAAUCCCGAAUGGGACCCUCCUUAUGAGCAUGUCGGGAUCAACAAAAACUCGAUCGCCUCAGCCGUGACCACCCCUUGGAACGCCAGCUUCCACAGUGGCGACACCGCCGACGCGUGGAUUGUGUACAACUCCACGACCAAGAACUUGAGCGUAUCUUGGAGCUACCAGACUACACCAAACCCGCAUGAAAACACGAGUAUUUCGUAUUUGAUUGAUCUCACCGCUGUCUUGCCUCAGGAGGUGAUGAUUGGUUUCUCCGCUGCGACUGGCUAUUACGUUGAACGUCACCAACUUGGAUCUUGGACCUUCAGUUCAAACCUCGGAGUCAAGGAAAAGAAAGGAAAUGCCAAAGGGACCAAGUUAGUCGUUGGCUUAGCAGUUCCGCUAGGAGUCCUACUCUGCGGCAUGGUGGCGAUAUCAGCAAUCCUCUGGAGAAGGAAGAGGUGGAGCUUGGGAUCGGAGAUGGCAAUGACGUCCAUAAACGAAGAGCUUGAGAGAGGCGCAGGGCCACGUAGGUUUGCGUAUUCGGACCUUGCUUCUGCUACCAACAACUUCGCUGAGGAGAGGAAGCUGGGCCAGGGCGGGUUCGGGGCAGUCUACAGGGGAUAUCUGGUUGGCCUGGAUGCGGCAGUCGCGGUGAAGCGGAUAUCGAGAGGUUCAAAACAAGGGAAAAAGGAGUUCAUCACCGAGGUGAAGGUGAUCAGCAGCUUGAGGCAUAGAAAUUUGGUGCUACUUAUAGGUUGGUGCCACGAGGCGAAUGAGUUCAUGCUCGUCUACGAGUUCAUGCCGAACGGUAGCCUCGACAGGCACCUCUUUGGCAAGAAGAGCCCUCUAAGCUGGGCUGCCCGGUACAAGAUUUUGGUCGGGCUCGCCUCCGCGCUCCUCUACCUCCAUGAGGAGUGGGAGCAGUGCGUGGUGCACCGGGACAUCAAGUCGAGCAACGUGAUGCUAGACUCGGGGUUCAACGUCAAACUCGGAGACUUCGGGCUGGCCCGCCUCAUGGACCACGAGCUUGGGCCACAGACGACCGGGCUAGCCGGCACGUUUGGAUACAUGGCCCCAGAGUAUGUGAGCACAGGGCGAGCGAGUAAGGAGUCCGAUGUGUACAGCUUCGGGGUGGUUGUACUCGAGAUUGCUACGGGACGUAGGUCCGUCGAUCCGAUGGAGCAAUCGUCGCAGAUGAGUCUGGUGGAGUGGGUGUGGGAUCUCUACGGGAAAGGCCGGGUCGUUGAGGCCGUGGAUGAGAGACUCCAAGCGCAUUUUGAUGGGAAACAAGUGGAGUGCGCGUUGGCCGUGGGCUUGUGGUGUGCUCAUCCCGACCGGGGCUUGAGGCCCUCCAUAAGGCAAGCGCUUCAGGUCCUCAAUUUCGAGGCCACGGCGCCGGUUCUUCCUAAUAAGAUGCCGAUCGCAGUGUACCCCGUGCAGUCGCCACCGUCCGUCAGCUCCAGCAAGCCUUUCGUCACCAAUAGUCUCCAAGAAGGUCGUUGA
Eucalyptus grandis is the source of this 1950-nucleotide messenger RNA. Its product is annotated as L-type lectin-domain containing receptor kinase IX.1. Gene Ontology annotation, molecular function: ATP binding; carbohydrate binding; protein kinase activity. Gene Ontology annotation, biological process: protein phosphorylation. Gene Ontology annotation, cellular component: plasma membrane. Bases 1 to 1950 code for a protein of 649 amino acids. The record is from RefSeq and is a predicted model, not a curated record. The transcript has a single exon. NCBI's taxonomy places the organism in Eukaryota, Viridiplantae, Streptophyta, Magnoliopsida, Myrtales, Myrtaceae.